GGCCGGGGCCCCGCUCCCGCCCGGGCUGGCCGCGAGGCCGCGGUCACGUGUCGGAUCAGGGCUGUCCCGCCGGCAGCGGCGGCGCGUCACGUGAGGCGGGCAAGAUGGCGGCUUCCGUGGACGGCGCCGACCUGGAGGCCUCACUGCUGAGCUUCGAGAAGCUGGACCGCGCCUCCCCAGACCUGUGGCCCGAGCAGCUGCCCGGGGUUGCGGAGUUCGCCGCCUCCUUCAAGAGCCCUAUUACAAGCUCUCCUCCCAAGUGGAUGGCUGAAUUAGAAAAUGAUGAUAUUGAUAUGUUAAAAGAGCUGGGGAGCCUCACAACAGCUAACCUGAUGGAAAAAGUUCGUGGUCUGCAGAACCUGGCUUAUCAGCUGGGCCUGGAUGAAUCUCGAGAAAUGACUCGAGGAAAAUUCCUGAAUAUCCUGGAGAAACCCAAAAAAUAGCUGCCACACCUGGAGUUUGGACAAAAAUACCCCAACUAGAUAAUGUUAUGUGCUGCAGAUCCAGAUGAACUCCAGAACUUCUAAGAAGUAUAAAGCUCUUGCUCUACACCUUCAGAAGCAAACAUCUCUUUUUGUUUCCACAACUCUUCUUUUUACAGGGGAGGCUUAUUGCAUACACAGAUCACAAGGACUGCAUUUGGUUGCGUUGGAGUUCAAACUUCGUGUGACCAUAGGAUGUCCAACAGGAGGAGUCAGUCCUGACUUGCUGUGACAAGUUACCUCUUUUAAUCAGCUAUUCAAAGUUUACAGCCAUAGGGUCCUCAUUCAGCUGCUCUCAGUGGCAGCACCUCUUGAAGUACACAGUAGAUCUGACACCAGCCAGUGCACAUCACCAGGCAUUGACCCCUUUGUGUGUCUUUUGUCUCACAUGUAUUGGUUUCUUACAUGCAACUUCUGUGCUGAAGGGCUUAAGCAGAGUUUGGGGUGCAGAUAGACCAAUAGCACUGGUUCAACAGGGAUGUAUGCUUUUACUGUGAAGCUCAGUGCAGUCUGAGCAUUAGAUUCCAGUUACUGUCUUCAGAGAAGCAUGUCUGGAGGAGGACCUCCAGACCUUUGGAGUACCAGGAUGUCCAUCUCACUGCUGAAGAGUUCUCUAGUGAAAUCAAGAGACCAUAGGGAUUAAGAGGUGUUACAGCUUCACAAAAGAAAAUAUCCUUACAGAAGCAUCAGGCAGUGCACAAAGAAACAGCUUUAUCAAUCCACUGCAAUUCUCUCCUUAAAGAGCUAGGAACUGAAAAAUAUUAUAAAGUUGAAAGGUUGUGCUCCAAGAAGGGGCAACAGGAUUGCUAGCCGCAUUGCAGGUAUGGUCUGCUUGUACAGAAUCUUAACACUUCUAAAAAUAACCUUUUGUGGUAUUUUUAAUUACUCACAAAACAGCAAACUCAGAAUUUGUUUUCUACAAACAGUUUUCAAGACAGAAUUUUCUAUGACCUGGUCUCAGCACAUACUUUUGGGCUUUAUUCAUCUUACAGUUUAAUGUCUUUUCUCUCUGUUAAUGCACUUCUGCAUGUUCACCCGUGAGAAGAGGUAAGGAGCAUGUUCAGACUUCUUAUUUUAUUUAGAAGAAGAAUUUUUUUUCACUUCAUCUUCCUUCCUUUUCCUAGAAAACAACAUUUUAAGCAUAGUGAAUAUAUUCUUUCUAGGCUACAGUAUAAUACUGAAACAUUGGAUAAAGAGCAGGUUUUUUUUUUUCCAUUUAGAACUGUUAUUUUUAACAUGCAGGCUUUUCAAAACUUGUAAUUUCACAGGCUGCAGUCACAUGUGAGAGGAGAAAUGAUUUUUCUGUCUUUCUGUCCUCAGAAAGAGGAGACUCUUUUCAGAUGCAUGUGCAAUAAAGUGGAAUAGAUGUUUUAAAAUCAAAUAGACUUCUCUGAAAUUUUACUAAAAUGCUGGUGGCCUUCUAGUUUGCCGUCCGUGGUCUUGGUUAUUACUGGUCAGAACUUGGCUCAUUUUGGACAGCUCGUGUUAACUAAGCUUAAGAAGUUAAUAUUUAGGAAUGUCAAGAAUCUGAUUUUAAACAUAACUGUUUAUUUCUGUACUUCACAGUUUAUGUAGGGCUGAGAUUAACAGGAACUCCAUCCCUUGAGAACACAAGAGUAAAGGCAGGUGAAUGUGAAGAGAAGUUAAAAGUGAUAAUUCAGACACAGAAAAAAUCCUGCUGGUGUAAACCAGUGUUGAUGUGGCUUUUAAUACUUCUAAGUAUUAAAUUUAUACAUUUUUUAUGCAAUUUUAAGUUUGUAUACUAUGUACAUAAUAUAUUUACACAUAUAUAUGACAUAAUGUGAUAAUUCAUGUGUAUCACUAAUAUGAGCAUGUGCAUUUUAUAGAGUUUUGUUGAUUCAACAAAUUAAGAAAUUGAGAUCUGAAGGAAGGAGGGAUGUAGGAGAAGAUAUGAAAGCCUGAUGUGAAAGCAUAUACGUAUUUUCUGAUAUGUUCAGUAAGAAAUUUCAAAUUUUAGGUAAUUUUUAAUAACAUUACAUGUGUUUAAAAAACCAAACAAAAUACCAUAUGAAGGACUUAUUUUCUGUAGGGCAGCCAGUAACAUAUGCUUUAGUAUUGUGAUAUUUAUUGGCUAUGUACUUAUCAUCUGUAGAGAUAAGUUAGUGAUGUAAUUUUUUUAUUGGUAAUAUUUAUAUCUAUUUUUGUGUGUUAGCCAGAAAAUUGUCAUUAGUCUGUUAUUGUGUUGUGGUUUGAUAAUAAACAAAUGCAAAGCUCAGACAAUCAUCUGGGUUUCCAAAAUAGCCCUCUAAGAUGCAAGAACUUUUGCUUAGCCACCUGGGUGAUACUCUUCCUCUGGAUUUUUCUUCAUACUUCUGCAUGCCACUGCAUCAGGAUUUGGCCUGUGGGUGCUCUGUUCCCAUCAGUAAAUAAAUAUUUGGCAAUAUCAAAACGGCACUAAGGGUUUUCAUACCCUUUUGAAUCCUAUGUUUUUCCUUCAGUGAUGUCCUUCCUGACACACCUGCAGUAUCUAUGUAGACAAGAAAAUCUGGGUGACUUUUUGUUGCUGACAACCUUCUGUAUUUUGAAACAAAGAAAGAAGUUUUGAUAAAUGAUAGGAAUGAAGACUAUAAGAAGAUAAAGAUUUGGUAAUAUUAAUUGAGGUAAUGCAUUGCUUUAUAAAGUGUUUUCAUGUGUUGGUAUAUUAAAUGUUACUGUGAGCUUCUUGUAAAUAAACCAAAUAUAUAUUUAGUUCCUUUUAAA
Molecule: messenger RNA, 3203 nt
Organism: Apus apus (common swift)
Lineage: Eukaryota; Metazoa; Chordata; Aves; Apodiformes; Apodidae
Gene: LIN52
Product: lin-52 DREAM MuvB core complex component
Exons: 6
Coding region: 105-443 (112 amino acids)
Biological process (GO): regulation of DNA-templated transcription
Cellular component (GO): DRM complex
Source: RefSeq, a predicted model, not a curated record